Molecule: messenger RNA, 2351 nt
Organism: Bombus pascuorum
Lineage: Eukaryota; Metazoa; Arthropoda; Insecta; Hymenoptera; Apidae
Product: S-methyl-5'-thioadenosine phosphorylase-like
Exons: 6
Coding region: 672-1529 (285 amino acids)
Biological process (GO): nucleoside metabolic process
Cellular component (GO): cytosol
Molecular function (GO): S-methyl-5-thioadenosine phosphorylase activity
Source: RefSeq, a predicted model, not a curated record
GAAAUCAUCGUUCCGAUCAUUUACAAAAGUAUAGAAUUCUAUAUUUCCUUUGCAAGCUGUUUUAUUCCAUAUCUUAUAAUUCUAUAACAAAAAUUUAGUUUCAAUCCUAUCUACUACUUUGCUGGAUUGAUAACGUCGCAUGUGACACGAAAUGGGCGAUCAGGGCGAUCAUGUACCUCGUCAGUGUUACUACAUAAUGGUCACGAAGUCAUAACCUGUUGCAAGGGUAAAGAGGAGCACAGAAGAGUGAACUACACCGAUCAACCGAUAAUGGCGUUACAUACCAAAACCACAUUAUGACCGUGAUCAAAUUGCUUUACCCAGUUUCACAGAACCUAGUAUCUAUAGAAUGUAUGUCAAUGGUUUAUGCUGAUAACCGAAUUCAGUUUCGGGAUUUCGUAACUUUUAGAAGCAGAUUCCGCCCGAUCCCUCCCGAGCAUCUUUCAAUCCAUUCCAAUCCCAAACACACGCGUACCUACAUAUCUAUAGUAAGUGCUGAAUCGAUAACGUUGAAAAUGAUUCGAAAAUAGUAAGGGUCAAGGCUCUUAUCAGUGAUAUAAAAAUACAUUUAAUGUUGAGCUUUCUUCAUAUUUCGUUUGUAAUUCUUUAAAGUAGUAAUUUAAAUUCGGUGUAUAUCGAAAACUUUUAGAUAACAUCGAAUAAAGUUAAAAAUGACCAGGUGUAAAGUGAAGGUCGGAAUAAUUGGUGGUUCAGGUUUAGAUGACCCUCAAAAUCAAAUAUUAAAUUGUCAAACUAUAAUUACGCGAGAAAAGGCUAAAAAUGAGUUUGGAUUUCCAUCUAGCGAUCUUUACCACGGAAAUCUUAACGGUGUAGACGUGGUAUUAUUAUCAAGACAUGGACCAGGUCAUAUAACAAGUCCCACUGCAGUAAAUUAUCGUGCAAACAUUGAAGCUCUCCGCGUAGCUGGAUGUACUCAUAUACUUGCUUCAACAGCAUGUGGCUCUUUACAGGAAACUAUUUGUAGGGGACAAUUAGUUGUUCCAGACAGUUUCUUAGAUAGGACAACAAAAAGAAGUAUUACCUUUUAUGAUGGUACUUCACCUAAAUAUUUUGGAGUGUGCCAUAUGCCAAUGGAACCAGCUUUUGAUCCAACUACAUCUCAAAUAUUGUUUGAAGUUGGUAAAGAAUUAGGGUAUGACAUAAAAAAAGGAGGAACAAUUGUAAGUAUAGAAGGACCAAGAUUUUCUUCAAAAGCUGAAAGUAAUGCAAUGCGUUUAUGGGGAGGUGACUUAGUUAAUAUGACCACAUGUCCAGAGGUAUAUUUGGCAAAAGAAGCUGGACUUCUAUAUGCAGUUGUAGCAAUGGCAACUGAUUAUGAUUGCUGGAGAGAUUGUGAAGAUAAUGUUCAUGCAGCUGAUGUAAUGAAAGUAUUUAAGCAAAAUGUUAGUAAAAUAAGACAUUUACUUACAAAGGCAGUUAAACAUAUUGGUGAAAAAAAUUGGGACAAGGAAAUUGAUGCUUUACAUGAAUUAUGUCAGAGUAGUAAUGUUUCUUCUCAUACUUUAUAAGUUUGUGUAUUUGUAAUGUGACAGUAAGAAUGUACUACUUCGUAUUUUAGAUUUAUGUUAAGUUUGAUAACCAAAGCUGAAAUUUAUACAUUUUUUAUAAAGGUUGUAACAAUACAUAUUGUUCGUUUUAAUAAAUGAUAUAAUUAAAAUAAAAUGCGAUAUUUGUUAUCCAAUAUUAGUCAAUCUAAAUAGUCGACAAGAAAGAGAGAGGGAGAGCGAAAUGAUUAAAUGAUACUUUAUAUUUAAUGUGUACAUAGAUUAUAACAGAGUAAUUUCUUGAUCACAUACUCCAUUCAAGAAUUCAUUUAUUCAUAGAUUUAACAUACAGUUAUCAUUUAGCUAAUAUUGUCAUCACUGUGACUGAAAUGUUUUUACAACUGGAAUUUAAAAAUUAUAUAUUAUUAAUAUAAUAUUGCAAUUGAUUUUGGAGUAUAUAAAACAAUACAUUUUCACAAUUAUCAGUAUGAUACAUAUAACGUUUUUAAUACAUAGAACAUUUUCAUUAUUUAACGCAUAGGAAAACUUUUCUUUUAUAAAAUUUAAUCGAUGACGAUAAAAUUUCGUUUACUUUUUAACACUUUAUCGUCAACUGUAUAAUAAUUUAUAGUUUGAAAUACAAAUGCGCUUCGAAACACUAAUGAAUUAAUGAUUAUUAUUCAAACGGAAAUUAUAAACUGAAUUAUCUUCCCAUAGGUUAAAAUAUGUUUGUUUAAAUCAGGAAAAAUACUAUAUCUGUAGACCAUUCUAUUUCUCAAACGUAUGUAUAGAAUAAAAUUGAAUAUAUUCAGACAUACGAUUCGAUUUACAUCGUUGUAUUAAAAA